UCUUGAAUCCCUAAAUAUUUUCUUUCCUUCGGCUGAACAUCUCUAGCCGAACAUGGUAUCAGAGCCACGGAUUUAAGCCGUGCGAACCAGUGAUCGGAAAACACCAGCGGCAAUCGGAACAGUCCCCGCGCGACUACUUCCGGUGGAAACCAUGGUUGAUCCAUCCUCACCCUACUAUCUCGGAUCCGGGGAUCAACCCGGAAACGUGAUUACACACGUAAUCUUCAAAGGAGAUAACUAUGUGGCUUGGUCUCGGGCCAUUACUCUCUCGUUGAAGGCACGACGAAAAUUCGUGUUCGUAGAUGGGACCGAAAAGAAACCGACCGGGGCGGCAAAUUUGCUUAACUGGGAGACCGCUAAUUCAAUGGUGGUAUCUUGGUUGUUGAGAAGUAUGGAACCCAACGUGGCGGCGUCAAUCCCCUUCCACGACGAAGCUCGCGCAUUAUGGGUAUAUUUGGAAAAACGUUUUAGCGUUUCGAAUGGACCGAGGUUACAGCAACUUCGUGCUUCUAUAACAGGGUGUAAGCAGUCCAAUAAUAUGUCCGUGGACGCCUACUACACUAUGCUUAUGAGCCUUUAUGACGAAUUAAAUCGACUCAAACCUCUGCAUGCUUGCACCUGCGGUUUAUGCACAUGCAACGUUGCUGCAAAGUUUGCCGCGGAACGUGAAGAAGAACAAUUCCAUCAGUUUUUGAUUGGAAUUGAUGACGACAUAUUUGGGACCGUGCGUUCAAACUUACUGUCACAGACUCCUCUGCCUACUCUGGAACGUGCUCACCAAGCUUUCUUGCAAGAAGAAAAUUCCCGGGCUAUAGCUCGGGCAAAGCAGCCAGCCAUGAUAGACGUGCAAGCUUUUGCGGUUACGAAAGGACGUCAAGAACGAGUUGAUAAGACCAAACUUAUGUGUACCCAUUGCAAACAAAAGGGUCACGAAGUUGGGGCGUGUUUCAAGUUGCAUGGCUACCCAGAUUGGUGGGAGGAGAGGAACCGCACCAAAAAUUCUACUGCCGGCCGAGGAGGAGGUGCUCGAGCCCAUGCCGUGACGGCGGCCACCGGCAGUGAUCCAGGUCCCAGCACCGGCAGUAGCGCCGGGACGAACACUGGCAGCGGCAAUUCUUCUAGCAAGGUAUACAACGCGUUGAGUGACCUGAGUGCGGCACAGGUUCAAGCUCUCUUGAAUUUAAUUAAUGUUGAUCCUGGCUCCUGUGAUCGCAUGACGGGACCUACCCUCGAGGAACCUGAUUGGAGCAGGUGAAAGGAGAGAUGGGCUAUAUUAUUUCCGGGGUGUACCUGCGCUACACGCUGUUCAUGCAUCAAGCUUGUCAGAUUUUGAACUGUGGCAUCGUCGGCUAGGUCAUCCAUCAGAUCGUGUUUUAAAAUUUUUACCUCACAUUACUAAUAGUAGUUCUGCGAAUAAAUCAAAUAAGGCUUGCGAGGUGUGUCCGCAAGCCAAGCAAACUCGGGAAUCUUUCCCUAUCAGUAGUUAUAAAAGCACUCGUGUUUUAGAAUUAAUACACUGUGAUUUGUGGGGUCCGUAUAACACGCCUUCUACCUGUG
This is a messenger RNA of Cuscuta epithymum, 1557 nucleotides long. The record is from the annotation of a GenBank genome assembly. Lineage: Eukaryota; Viridiplantae; Streptophyta; Magnoliopsida; Solanales; Convolvulaceae.